Messenger RNA from Nicotiana attenuata, 3078 nucleotides. Its product is annotated as protein STRUBBELIG-RECEPTOR FAMILY 3-like. The transcript has 17 exons. Gene Ontology annotation, molecular function: protein binding; ATP binding; protein kinase activity. Gene Ontology annotation, biological process: protein phosphorylation. Lineage: Eukaryota; Viridiplantae; Streptophyta; Magnoliopsida; Solanales; Solanaceae. The coding region runs from base 165 to 2582 and encodes 805 amino acids. The record is from RefSeq and is a predicted model, not a curated record.
UUGCUUGCAUCUUUAGUUUUUACUUCUUUUUUGUUUUUCUGUUCAAUUAUCAGAGUAAAAGCCUCUUCUUUUAUAUGAAAUAAUGAUGCUUUUCUCAGCUUCAUUCUCAUCAUUUCCACAUAAUUCACUUACUAUAUGAUUGGAAGUUCUUUUAUGUAUUGGCUAUGCAGUCUGUUUUUCCAAAGAAAGGGUAUAUUGAAGAAAAAGGUCACAGCUUUGGAUCAAUGGGUGGGAAGAGAUCCGUAGUAUGGUGCUUGAAUUUGGAGAUCUCGGUGUGGUUUCUGUUAAUUUUUGCUGUUCAACUUUCACAUGAAACUGACCCUGGAGAUGUUGCUGCAAUUAAUGCUUUUCAUGCUGCCAUGGGAUCGCCUUCCCUUCCUGGGUGGGGUAUCAGUGGAGAUCCGUGUGAUGGACAAUGGCAAGGGGUCGUAUGCAAUGAUACAAAUAUAUUAACCAUUAAAUUGAAUGUUGCUAACUUGGGAGGUGAAUUAGGGGAUAGCUUAGCAGGAUUUUCUUCUCUCCAAACGAUAGAUCUGAGUAACAAUCAAAUUGGCGGAACCCUCCCAUCCAAUCUGCCAGUUACAUUGCAGAAUAUUUUUCUUUCAGAUAAUGAGUUGAUGGGAAGUAUCCCUAGUUCUUUAUCUUCCUUAAAUCAGCUGUCAGCAAUGUCUCUCAAUGGAAAUCAACUGAGUGGAGAAAUUCCUGAUUCCUUUCAAGGCCUUACAGCAUUGGUUAAUCUUGAUUUGUCAAGUAACAAUUUAAGCGGAGCUUUGCCGUCAUCAGUAGGAAACUUGUCCUCCUUGACCACUCUACGUUUGCAGAAUAACCAGCUUUCUGGAACUCUUGAUGUUUUACAAGAUCUUCCCCUCGCAGAUUUGAAUGUGGAAAACAACCUGUUUUCUGGGCCCAUACCUCAGAAGUUGUUUUCUAUUCCAAAUUUCAAAAACGAUGGAAAUCCUUUCAACAGUAGUACUGCUCCUUUGCCUCCGCCCACUUCUUUAGCAGCACCCCCUCCAGCAGGACUAGCACCACCCUUUUUUAAGCCUCCAACUCCGGCGCAGACACCACCAACUUCUGGAAGAAAACCUGGAAAACAGGCUGAUGGACCAACAGCAACUGCAGAAUCCAGCUCAAAAGGAAGCAAAAAGUCCAUUAAAAGGGUAGUCUGGAUAUCCGUUGUAGCAGUUUUGUCAUUUAUAAUAUUGGUUAUAGCAAUCCUGCUCUUCCUGCCAAGAUGCCUUAAGGAUAGGCAAGAGAGUAAUUGGUCCAGACGGCAUGAAGUAGCUCCUUUUGUGGGGUCCAGGGAGAAUCGUAGAGAUAAUGGUUCAUUGGUCCAACUUGGACAUGAUGUAGAGAAAGCUCCUCCUCUAGUAAGGCCAAAGGAAGAGCAACAACCAAGAAGACCGGCUCGCGCUCCCAUGCCAGAGCAUGAGCAGGAGGUAAAUGUGCAAAGCAUGAGUGCAGUGCCAAAGAAGGAUACUGGUGAGAUAAACCUAAGCAGAAUUGAUAUUGAUCUGUUGGCGCCGCCACCACCCCCUCCUCCACCCCCUCCACCGCCACCGCCACCGCCACCCCCUGCACAAGAGAGAGUUAUUGUGAAGCCAAUUUCACCUGCUGAAGAUAAUGCCAUGAAGUUUCCAACCAGGCCACUUCCACUAACUUCUGUGAGAUCUUACACAAUCGCAUCUCUUCAGCAAUACACCAACAGCUUUUCUCAAGAUAAUCUGAUAGGAUCAGGAAUGCUGGGAACUGUUUACAGGGCAGAGCUUCCAAAUGGAAAGUUACUUGCAGUCAAGAAGCUGGACAGAAGAGUUUCCAAUCAACAGAAGGAUGAUGAGUUUCUUGACCUUGUAAACUUGAUUGACGGAAUUCGUCAUGCUAACGUUGUCGAGUUGAUGGGCUAUUGUGCGGAGCAUGGUCAAAGGCUUCUGGUUUAUGAGUAUUGCGGUAGUGGAACACUACAAGACGCACUGCACUCUGAUGAUGAGUUCAAGAAACUUCUUUCAUGGGAUACCCGGAUCAGGAUGGCUCUUGGAGCUGCAAGAGCCUUGGAGUAUCUCCAUGAGGUCUGUGAGCCACCUAUUAUUCACAGAAACUUCAAGUCUGUCAAUCUUCUCCUUGAUGAUGAGUUGGCUGUGCAUGUCUCUGAUUGUGGUUUAGCUUCACUGAUAUCAUCAGGUGCUGUGAGUCAGUUGUCAGGACAACUUCUUACAACCUACGGCUAUGGUGCCCCAGAAUUUGAGUCAGGGAUUUACACUUCUAUGAGUGAUGUUUACAGUUUUGGCGUGGUGAUGCUGGAACUCUUAACAGGCAGAAUGUCAUAUGACCGAACUCGAAGUCGGGGAGAGCAAUUCUUGGUCAGAUGGGCAAUCCCUCAGCUACAUGAUAUUGAUGCCUUGACGAGGAUGGUUGAUCCUUCGCUCAAGGGAAAGUACCCACUUAAGUCAUUAUCACAUUUUGCUGACAUAAUAUCCCGCUGUGUUCAGGCCGAACAAGAAUUCCGGCCACCAAUGUCAGAAGUUGUUCAAGACCUCAUACAAAUGAUUAGAAGAGAAUCUCCAAGUAGAUCCGAUGAAGAAUGACUUGAACUAGACAUGCAUUCUAUAGCAGAUUCAGCCGCGGUGUGACCAAAACUUCAAGAUUUUUUACUUCGUAAGAAAUUUAACUCGAGCUGAGAUACUUGGACUCAAGAUUUUGGGACUGUAGAUGUCGUGCCCUGCAACCAGAAAUUCAUACCUCAGAGACAAAAGGCAGGCUAGAACAGCGUGAUUUCAGACCAACACAGCUCGGUUAUCCUGAUUCUUAGUACAAUUUUUUGCAAUCAUUCUAAUGUUCAUUUAGGCUAAACAGAAGCCAUAAUGCAUAAAAAUGCACUAACCCCAUUGUUUAAGAGCUUAUUUGUUAUGGUUGUUAAUUGGUAUAUCUGAAGUUGUAAAUCUUUAUUUGUUCUGCUGUACAUUUCAUUUGUUUGUACAAGAAUAUUCUUCACCCUUUCAACAUGGACUUGCUGUAACACUUUCUUCACAGGUAUUCAAUUGUGCAAUGAUGGAUAUGGUCAAUGGAUAAUCACUUUAAGGU